Musca domestica (house fly) is the source of this 1349-nucleotide messenger RNA. It is a transcript of the gene Mul1, whose product is annotated as mitochondrial E3 ubiquitin protein ligase 1. Gene Ontology annotation, molecular function: ubiquitin-protein transferase activity. The coding region runs from base 95 to 1111 and encodes 338 amino acids. NCBI's taxonomy places the organism in Eukaryota, Metazoa, Arthropoda, Insecta, Diptera, Muscidae. The record is from RefSeq and is a predicted model, not a curated record. Gene Ontology annotation, biological process: protein ubiquitination; organelle organization. The transcript has 4 exons.
CUUUAUCCAAGUAAACAAACCCCAGCUGUCUUUAAAGUUGUUGUUGGAAAUUUUUUGGUCUCGUUUUGUAAUUUUAAGAUAUUUUAAAUAAAAAAUGGAAUUUAUCCACGAAGGAGUAGCACUGGGAGUAGAUUUACUCAUAUUAGGUCUUUGUGUUAAGGAAUAUAUUAGUUAUAAGAAAAAUGUGCAGCUGCUAAAGGGUGCACCCCAAUUAAGCAUAGACAAAGACUUGAAGGAUUAUGUUGCAAAACAGAACGACAGCAAGGUGCCUUAUGCCGUUAUAAGAGGCAUUGUUACACCAAUUGGUGUUCCCAUGCGAAGUGUAAUGUCACCUUCUGUGACUGGGGUACUACAGGUCAUAAAGCUAAAUGAACAUCGUGUGGCGCGUGGAUUUGCUGGCUUUUGGUCUGAGCAACGGAAACUCAUACAUGUUGCCUCCAAUGAAAUGCCCUUCGAAUUGCGCAACAACGAUGCUGGCGUCGAAAUCGUUGACGCACUCUCGGCUGCUGUUUUAGACAUGGAUGUUGUAUAUGAUAAUUAUGAGCCAUCAUCCUUGUCAUUUUUCGAUCAUAUAUUUGGUUUCUUUUCGGGCGUACGGCAAAAGGGGCUGCAAACGACUGAAGAAGUUCUUCGAGAUGGUAGUUUUAUAACUGCCAUCGGUGAGCUGGAAGCAGAUGGUAAAACAUUACGCUUACAGCCGUCACCAUUAGGACCUCUUUUUCUCACUACAGCCACAAAAUCGACAUUAAUUAAAAAGUUCGAAGAAGCCAAAAAUUCCAUGCUAUUUAAAAUUUUAGUAUGCGGCACAAUUGGCGCUGUCCUAAUAGGUGUUGUUGGCCGGAAGAUUUAUCUAAAAAAGAAACAAGAACGUGACGAAAGACGCAUUCGUGAAACUCUGGAGAAAGAAAGGAAAGAACGACGUGCAAAAUCUAGGCCAGCACAUUUAACGCAGGAUCAAUUGUGCGUUGUAUGCAACAUUAAUCCAAAGGAGGUUAUUAUUCUUCCCUGUGGUCAUGUCUGCAUUUGUGAAGACUGUUCGGAAAAGAUAAAAAUGACGUGCCCUGUUUGCCGUGGAAAAAUUAAUACCCGGGCUGCAGCUUUUAUAUCUUAAAAAUGUAAUUUCAUACAGCUUAAAAACGAAAUCGCCCAAAAUGUUUAAUAUUAUUAAUUCUCAAUUUAUUUAAAAUAUCAAUUGUAUAUAGACAAAUUACAAAAUUAACUAUAGUAGUAGAAUCUACGUACAAACAAUGUAAGGUAUAAACUACGUAUAAAUAUGUAUAUGUUCUUCUUUAAAAAAAAACCGAAUAAAUGCAAAAUAAAUUCAUUUCGAGCCCGCAAUCACAUCAUAA